CGUUCGCGUCAGUUCGGAAUCGCAACUCGACACGUACGGAAGCAAUGGAUUGCUGAGCUGUUUUGAGCACUGUCUCGAAUAAAUUUAUGCAUUUAAAGCUAGAAUAAAGUACAAAAAUAAAGUAUUCACCGGACUCAAUUGUGAUAGUUGGCUUUGUAAUUGUUGGCGACACAGCAACUGCAGGCGCAACAACAGCGGAACGAAAAAGAUAACAGAGAACGUGUGCUUGGCUGAGUGAACAAUAUUGUGUUUUUCCGUUCAUUUUGUUCACGGAAAAUCAAUAUUGACUGUGAAAGCGCAUUAUAACACGAUUUCCAUAUCGUCGAAUCUCAUCGCAGAGGAAAUUUCCAGCGGAAACUUGAGUUUUUCAAGAGAAAGAGAAAAGCCGUCAAGUUUCGAGCUCAGAGUGAAGCAACCGGAGAAGAAUUUAAGGAUCUACAACCUAGGGAAGAUAACAAAUACCAGAACACAACAUGGCUUAUGUAGUAGCAGAUCUGAUGUCUUAUGGACCUCCCGCUUUCGAUCUAGUGCACGAUCAGGUGGAUAACAACACGAACGCGACGACGCAGCUAUUCAAGAACAAUAUCUACAACAUCAUGAACGAGCUAAACCGCGAGGAGGCGCGCCUAAAAACCUUCACCAACUGGCCACUGGAGUGGCUGGACAAACGCCAACUGGCCCAGACGGGCAUGUACUACACAAACGUCGACGACAAGGUGAAGUGCUAUUUCUGCGGCGUGGAAAUCGGACGCUGGGAGCAGCAGGAUCUACCAGUGCCGGAGCAUCAGCGAUGGUCGCCCAACUGCCCGCUGUUGCGCCGCCGCACCACCAACAAUGUGCCGGUCAACAGCGAGGCCCUGGACCGCAUCCUGCCGCCGAUCAGUUACGAUAUCUGCGGCGCCAACGACUCGACGUCGGCUGUGGAGCUGAGGGAGCACGCGUACGCAGAAGGACGCAUCCCCAUGUCGCAGCUGAUCCAGUCGAUAGGCGUGAACACAGCGAACGCGGCAGCCUCUGUCGCUGGAAUCGCCUCCCCGCCGCCCAUCAACUCCAUCGCCACGCAUGCGUCGACGGCCACUCAGGCCAACGGCGACGUCCAGCCGGAGACGUGUCGUGCCCCAGCCGCCAGUGGCAAUUAUUUUCCCGAGUACCCCGAGUACGCCGUGGAGUCGGCACGCCUGCGCACCUUCGAGGCGUGGCCGAGGAACCUAAAGCAGAAGCCCCACCAGCUGGCCGAGGCGGGUUUCUUCUACACGGGCGUUGGAGACCGAGUCCGCUGCUUCAGUUGCGGCGGUGGGCUCAAGGACUGGGACGACAACGACGAGCCCUGGGAGCAGCACGCCCUGUGGCUCAGUCAGUGCCGUUUCGUCAAGCUGAUGAAGGGUCAAGUCUACAUCGACACGGUGGCCGCCAAGCCAGAGCCAGCAGAGGAGAAGGAGGAGAGUCAAAUAGGGGUCGAGUCGGCCAGCAGACAGGCCCCAGCCGAGCAGCCGACGGAGGCAUCGGAGGCGGCCAGUUCGGGGGAUGUGGCCCCGUCCGCGCCUGCCACGGCCGCUACCCGCAUCUUCGACAAAAUCCAGGAGGCGACAGCGGUGGCGGCUCCGUCCUCCAACAACAGCGGCUCCUCCUCCUCCAUACCCGAGGAGAAGCUGUGCAAGAUCUGCUACGGCGCCGAGUACAAUACGGCAUUCCUGCCCUGCGGCCACGUGGUGGCCUGCGCCAAGUGCGCCUCCUCCGUGACCAAGUGCCCGCUGUGCCGGAAGCCCUUCACCGAUGUGAUGCGUGUAUAUUUUUCUUAAGAACGCUAACCUGGACCGAAGUCCCCAAAUUCAAAAUAAACAAUAUGGAGCCCA
Messenger RNA from Drosophila biarmipes, 1853 nucleotides. RefSeq names its product death-associated inhibitor of apoptosis 1 (gene Diap1). The transcript has 2 exons. Lineage: Eukaryota; Metazoa; Arthropoda; Insecta; Diptera; Drosophilidae. The record is from RefSeq and is a predicted model, not a curated record. Gene Ontology annotation, cellular component: nucleus; cytoplasm. Gene Ontology annotation, biological process: negative regulation of apoptotic process; regulation of cell cycle; positive regulation of protein ubiquitination. Bases 474 to 1799 code for a protein of 441 amino acids. Gene Ontology annotation, molecular function: ubiquitin protein ligase activity; cysteine-type endopeptidase inhibitor activity involved in apoptotic process.